Molecule: messenger RNA, 1512 nt
Organism: Spinacia oleracea (spinach)
Lineage: Eukaryota; Viridiplantae; Streptophyta; Magnoliopsida; Caryophyllales; Amaranthaceae
Exons: 3
Coding region: 1-1512 (503 amino acids)
Source: RefSeq, a predicted model, not a curated record
AUGGAUAAAAGCAAGGCAUUUUGGCUUGAACAUGGAGGUAAAGUUUCAUGGUUUGAUUGCCAUCGACAAUUCCUUCCACAUGAUCACCCUUUUCGAAAGAAUAAAACAACUUUCUGCAAAAAGAAAGUUAAAAAUGGCAUGGGUCCGCAUAUAAUGUGUGGAGAAGAAUUGUGGCAAUGUGUGAAGGACUUGCCUAAAGCAACUGAUGGUCCUGAAGCUCUUAAGAAGUUGAAGAGUGCCAAAAAGGGUUGGUUCAAACAAAGUAUUCUAUGGGAACUCCCAUAUUGGAAGGAUUUGCUUCUUCGUCACAACUUGGAUGUCAUGCACAUUGAAAAGAACUUUUUUGACCAACUCAUAAACACUGUGAUGGAUGUGAAAGGCAGCACCUCGGACACCACUAGUGCAAGGAAAGAUAUGGCUAAGUAUUGUAAACGUCGGCAGUUAGAGCUUGGAAAUGGAAAUCAAACCAUGCCCAAAGCACCCUUUGCACUUGACAAGGCUCAAAAGAAGGUGUUAUGUGAAUGGGUUCGAGACUUGAAAUUCCCGGAUGCUUAUGCUUCAAACUUGAGCAGGUGUGUUAAUCUUCAAUCAUGCAAGCUAUAUGGAAUGAAGAGCCACGAUUGUCAUGUCUUCAUGGAGAGGUUACUUCCGGUUGCUUUGAAGGAGUUGAUUCCCUUGCAUGUUUGGAAGGCAAUUACAGAGAUUAGUCAAUUCUUCCGAGACUUAUGCGCCCCCACUAUCAAAGCGAGUGACAUAGAUCGCUUGGAUAAGAAUAUAGCUGAGAUCUUGUGCAAGCUAGAGAAGAUUUUUCCACCUGCAUUUUUCAACUCAAUGGAACACUUGCCAGUUCAUCUUCCACAUGAGGCAAAGGUUGGUGGUCCCGUCCAGUACAGGUGGAUGUACCCAUUUGAAAGGUUUCUUAACCAUUUGAAGCGUAAGGUUGGAAAUAAGGCACGUGUAGAAGGCUCCAUAUGCAAUGCUUACCUAAUGGAGGAGAUUUCGAACUUUUGUUCCCACUAUUUUCAACCUGGGGUUGACACCAAAGCAAGGGAUCUAGGAAGAAAUCUCCAUUCGGUUGUUGAGAACCAACAUGACGUUAAUAUCCCCGAGAUGUUCAGGGUUGAUUGUGGUCGUGCACCUACUAAUGGCCGUUUGCGCUUCUUGCAAGACAUGGAGUAUGAUCGAGCACAUCUUUAUGUGCUUGCAAAAAGUGGCAUCUUAGGUGAAUAUGAGAGUCCUGAUGAAGUUGACUACUUUGGCAUUUUGGAGGAGGUGGUUGAACUUUCUUAUUGUGGUAAGCUUCAAGAGUACAAGACAAUCUUGUUUAAGUGCAGCUGGAUGGAUUCCGUGAAGGGUAUGAAUAUUCAUGAACAAUACAAACUUGUUGAGGUCAAUCAUUCUAAGAGAUACCCAAAGUAUGACCCGUUUGUAUUGUCUUACCAAGUUAGUCAAGUAUACUUUGCACACUACCCCAGUUUGAAGAGGGAUAAAGCCCAAUGGUGGGCUUGUUAG